Messenger RNA from Orbicella faveolata, 2395 nucleotides. RefSeq names its product protein white-like. Gene Ontology annotation, cellular component: plasma membrane. Lineage: Eukaryota; Metazoa; Cnidaria; Anthozoa; Scleractinia; Merulinidae. Gene Ontology annotation, molecular function: ABC-type transporter activity; ATP hydrolysis activity; ATP binding. The record is from RefSeq and is a predicted model, not a curated record. Gene Ontology annotation, biological process: transmembrane transport.
GCUGGUAAAACCACUCUGAUGAAUGUACUAGCUCAUCGUAACAUCAGUAAAUUGGAAGUAACAGGAACUGUAGAGGUGAACGAUCAUCCGAUUGGAACAGGGAUCACAUCAAUCUCUGCAUACAUUCAACAGGAAGAUCUCUUUGUUGGAUCACUCACUGUUCGGGAACACUUGGUGUUUCAGGCUUUCUUGCGCAUGGAUAAACACGUUCCUGAUGACCUGCGGAUAGCUCGUGUCGAGGAGGUAAUACUGCAGCUUGGCCUGACCAAGUGCGCCGACACAUACAUAGGAAUACCAGGACGGUUGCGUGGCAUCUCGGGAGGAGAAAAGAAGAGACUGUCAUUUGCUUCUGAGGUCAUCACAGAUCCUCCAUUGUUGUUUGCUGAUGAACCAACAUCUGGUCUUGACUCAUUCAUGGCUCAGAGUUUAGUUACAGCACUGCAACAGUUAGCAGCUCAAGGAAGGACCAUCAUUUGCACCAUUCAUCAGCCUUCGUCUGAAGUGUACGCCAUGUUUGACAGUAUCCUGUUGUUAGCCGAAGGAAGGACAGCUUACAUGGGUUCCAGAAGUGAUGCCAUCCAGUAUUUUGACAGUUUGGGCUACCCUUGUCCUGACAAUUUUAAUCCCGCUGACCACUUUGUUCAUACAUUGGCUAUUGUGCCUGGUAACGAGGAAGACUGCCGCCAAAGGGUCCAGAAUAUAUGUGAUGUUUACAGCGCACAUGAAUCAGAAGUCACCGAAUCCGGGGCAAAGGAGAGACAAGACUCCUUCAAGGAUGAUGCUAACGCCCUGUAUCGUUCACCGUACAAAGCGUCUUGGUGCAGGCAAUUCCGUUCUGUUCUCUGGAGAUCCUGGCUCACCAAUAAUCGAGAUGUUGUUAUUUUGAGAAUUAGACUCUUUCAGUGUUUACUUAUAGGUCUUAUCAUGGGAGUAGUUUACUUCCAGACAAAGGUCGACCAAGACGGUGUUUAUAACAUCUAUGGGGUUUGUUUCUUUAUGAUCACUACAUGUACGUUCGCCAACAUUGGGGCAGUUACUUUUACCUUCCCAUCUGAACGUUCUGUGUUUUUACGAGAACAUCACAAUAGGAUGUAUAGAACAGAUGUUUACUUCCUGAGCAAGACCAUCGCUGAGGCGCCUCAAUUUAUUGUUGGUUCGCUAUUUUUGGCUAUUGUUGCCUACUGGAUGGUCGGACUGCGACCUGAAUUUGUUAGGUUUCUCGUUGCGUGUGGGAUACUUUCCUUAGUCAGCAUGACAGCAAUCUCUUACGCUUACGUCAUAUCAGCGAUGUCACCAACGGAGUCAGUCUCGAUCGCGCUCUCUGCGCCAAUGAUUCAGCCUCUGCUUAUUAUUGGCGGAUUUUUUAUCCAGAACACGAGUAUUCCAGCGUGGUUGACGUGGUUGAGAUACCUGUCUUGGUUUAACUACGGAUUUGAAGCGUUGGUUAUUAAUCAAUGGGACAACUAUGGCAAUAUAACUUGUACCAAUUCCAGUGCACCGUGCAUUUAUGAUGGACAGGAGGCUAUCGAGAACCGCGGCUUAAAAGAGGGCAAUCUACUGAUUGAUAUUUACAGUCUGCUGGCUUUGACGGUCGGAUUUCGCAUCAUAGCUUUCCUGGUUCUCUUAAUGUUUAGUUACAAAAGGCCUUAAAAAUAAGUUUUUUCCCUUGGAUUCAUCUCCCGGGGGAACUCCCUUAUAUAGAGGACGGGGGUGCUCGUCGUACCUUUUAGGGGUUACGAAGGCGCUUUUUCUACCUCUUAGGGUGUUCAGCUUCAAAACGUCUACUCGGGAGCUUCUCUAGUAACGUUUAGGGUAUUGAACCGAAAAAACAAUGACAGGAGAUUAAUUGUUGUUUUAGAAUUGGUACCUCUUAGGGGUGAACACAUUUUCCAGCCACGCCCACAAGGCAGGAUCUUGGUACCUCUUAGGGGCUCUUCCAAAAUUUCCGCCGAGCAGCCCCGUCCUUUUUAUAUGGGACUUCCCCCCCCCCCCUGGGAUAUAGACGAUCGGUCAUUGCAGAAGCUAGUCUCGGCUGGUUUCUUUGCCCGAAGGUGAACGACUUUGUAAAAACUCGUCUUGCGAGUAUAGAGACAUUUACCGUUGCAAAUUGACUCCAUUCCAUAGAUUUGCAUUUUCACAUAAUCAUAUAUUUUCAAUUAGUAAAAAAGAACCUGCUAUUUCGUAAACAGAAAAACCUAUCAAUGAGCGUAAUAAUAAACCUGAGCAAGGAUCAUUUAUCUAUCUAUCAAAAACUUUAUCAAGAACGUAAUCAAUAAAUAGGGCGUUGGAUGUAAAAUAAAGAAUAAUUUAAUAAUUUGUAGUACUCGUUACAUUGGCUGUAAAUAGACAAGUUAUAAGAAGUUAAUAUACUGUUCACAAUACAACUUACUCGCCA